GAGUUCUCCGCCGUGUGGGCGAGCCGGAGCCGGCCGCUGCUGGCAGGGGACCGGCGGGACCUGUACCCUCACAGCCUGCAGUUCUACCUGGACCCCCCCACGGAAAACAUCUCGCUGGUGGAGUUCGAGAGCUUUGCCGUCGACCGCUUGAGGCUGCUCAAAGUAGUUGAAAACCUUGGUGUGAGCUAUGUAAAAGGCAGUGAUGUAUACAAAAGUAAGCUGGAGAGUGAGAUCCGGAAACUCAAGUUUCCCAAAUACAAAGCGUUGGCUGAGGAUGACUACGAGACAAGAAGAAAAGACCAUAUCUCACACUUCAUACUGCGCCUUGCUUACUGCCAGUCGGAGGAUCUCAGGCGUUGGUUUCUCCAACAAGAAAUGGAUCUCCUGCGGUACCGCUUCAAUGAACUGACUGACAGCUUAAGGCAGAAGUUCCUGGAACACAUUAACUUAUCUUUUGAGGCU
This is a messenger RNA of Mesitornis unicolor (brown roatelo), 462 nucleotides long. It is a transcript of the gene PRIM2, whose product is annotated as primase, DNA, polypeptide 2 (58kDa). The transcript has 4 exons. Gene Ontology annotation, cellular component: alpha DNA polymerase:primase complex. The annotation marks the transcript as partial. The record is from RefSeq and is a predicted model, not a curated record. Gene Ontology annotation, biological process: DNA replication, synthesis of primer. NCBI's taxonomy places the organism in Eukaryota, Metazoa, Chordata, Aves, Mesitornithiformes, Mesitornithidae.